GAGUGUGAAUGUGUCUGAUUUCACGGGCAGUGAGUGAGUGUACCUGUAUUUAGGAAGUCUCUGUAUCUGAGUGAUAAUUACAGUUAAAUCAAUGGAUGAUCGAGAGCUUGAUCUCACUGAGGCUCAGAAGAAGAUAAAAUCCAAAUAUCCUCCAAUCAACAAGAAGUAUGAGUAUCUGGAUCACACUGCAGAUGUUCAGCUGCACUCUUGGGGUGACUCUCUGGAGGAGGCGUUUGAGCAGUGUGCGAUGGCCAUGUUCGGCUACAUGACCGAUACAGAAACGGUUGAACCCACAGAUACUAUAGAGGUUGAAUCUGAAGGGGAAGACCUGGAAUCACUUCUGUUCCAUUUCCUAGACGACUGGCUCUUCAAGUUCAGUGCUGAUGUUUUCUUUAUCCCAAGGGAGGUGAAAGUUGUGCACUUGGAUCGAAUGGGCUUCAAAAUUCGUUCAAUAGGCUGGGGGGAGGAGUUCAGCCUGAACAAACAUCCGCAGGGCACGGAGGUGAAAGCUAUCACCUAUUCAGCCAUGCAGAUCCGUGAUGAUGAUGAAAAAUCAGAAAUCCUCGUCAUAAUCGACAUCUGAGCAGGAGGAGGCGGAGCAGAGACAGCAUGUCUUACUAAGUGCUGAGGUGUGAAGAGCAUAUAUUUAUGACUGUAUAAUUCACUGCUAUUGCCUGUAAUUUUGGUGUGGUUUAAAUGAAUAAUGCUGCUUAAGGGAGGCUGGGUGACUCUGAAGAGAUGCUCUUUUAUUGUUUAAGGAAGUUUUUAUUUAUGUUUUCAGACUGUGUACACAGGAUAAAAUUAACAAGAACUCAAUGAGUUGUUUACAUGCACGAACAAAUCCAUUCAUAAUAAUAUUACAGCAGAUAUCAGUUUAUUGUUCCAGUGCUCAUGUAAACAGCAUACUCCCAAUUUCUAGGGUAAGGUAAAAAAAAUCUCUAAUCUAAUUAACACUGCUUAAGGGAGACCAGAUGACUCUAAAGAGAUGCUCUGUUAUUUUUAAUUUUCUUUUCCAACUGUGUUUGCUAUUUUUAAACCUCCAUCCGAUUACCUCAUCUUAACUACAUGCUAAAGGCCUGACGGAGGCUAUUUUUAUGGGGCUGUGGAGCAGACAUCUUUCACUUCCUGGCAGGUCAAUCCUAACUUCUGGUUACCUGCUUUUGUAUGUUUUUUUUUAUUAUUAAAUUCACGUCUGAGAAAUGUAAUAAAGUCUUUCUUUUUA
This is a messenger RNA of Astyanax mexicanus (Mexican tetra), 1222 nucleotides long. RefSeq names its product zinc finger and BTB domain containing 8 opposite strand (gene tslig1). Gene Ontology annotation, cellular component: tRNA-splicing ligase complex. NCBI's taxonomy places the organism in Eukaryota, Metazoa, Chordata, Actinopteri, Characiformes, Acestrorhamphidae. The coding region runs from base 92 to 583 and encodes 163 amino acids. The record is from RefSeq and is a predicted model, not a curated record. The transcript has 7 exons. Gene Ontology annotation, biological process: tRNA splicing, via endonucleolytic cleavage and ligation.